Salvia hispanica is the source of this 1698-nucleotide messenger RNA. Its product is annotated as thaumatin-like protein 1b. The record is from RefSeq and is a predicted model, not a curated record. NCBI's taxonomy places the organism in Eukaryota, Viridiplantae, Streptophyta, Magnoliopsida, Lamiales, Lamiaceae.
AUUCUUUAGUACAUAUAGCUAUGUUGUAGCGGAGUUUUGGAAUUUUUUUGAUGGCAUGAACCAUGCACCAACCGAACCAACCACUACUAUAGAGUACAGAUCAACUAGUCCCGUUCAACCCGAGCCAAGGCGAAGAGGCCAGCGAACCAAGCUCAACGGUUGAAGGACAUCCGAAGAGGGGGACAAGAAAUCCCGCGAGAUACAAGGACUUCUCUUCCAAAUAGAGAUAGCCUUCAAUAUUUUGUUUCCGGAAUUAGCUUAUUUUUGUUAAUUAGUUUUCAUUAUUUUAUCCUCGGAUUUCUUCUUGAUUCUUUUUCGAAUAAGAUUAAUAGAGUCGAAUAAAGCACGGUUGGAAGAGCUACAUCACGCCCGAACCACAAGCCACCCCAGCUAGAAAAGGAUGUCCGCGAGGGUUGCAUCCACAUUUUAUUGUCUGGCCUGGCAUGCACUGUUUGCCAAGCCACUAAAUACGUUGACUUCAAGUCAACCGGUCGUCGCCAAAAAGUCACCACUUUUUUCCCCUAAUUAGCCAGUUUUAACACAAUUAUUUUCCAUAUAUUACGGCAAUGGGAAAGCUCUACUUCCAUAUUCUAUUCCUUAUUAUCUCUAAUUCCUUUAUAGCCGAAGUGUAUUCAUCAGCCAAAUUCACAAUCGUAAACAAAUGCCAGUUCACAGUGUGGCCAGCCAUUUGGUCCAGCACCGGAAGCUCUCCCCCCCCCACCACCGGCUUCGCGCUGCAUACCGGCGAAUCCAGAAUCGUCAACGCGCCGUCGUCCUGGGCCGGCCGAUUUUGGGGGCGCAUGCACUGCUCCGAAGAUCCGCCCGGGAAUUUCUCCUGCCUGACCGGCGAUUGCGGAUCAGGAAAGGUCGAGUGCGGCAGCGCCGCCGCGGCGGCGAUUCCGGUGACUCUGGCUGAGUUCGCACUCGACACCUUCAACGGGAUGGACUUCUACGACCUGAGCCUCGUCGACGGCUACAACCUUCCGAUCCUGGUGGCGCCGCACGGCAGAAACUGCAGCGAGACGGAGUGCGGCGCGGAUCUGGACAGCGAGUGCCCGCCGGAGCUGCGCGUGACGAGCGCCGGAGGGGAGCAGGUGGCGUGCAGGAGGCCCUGCGAGCCGUUCAAGACCCAGCGGUACUGCUGCAGCGAAUCACUGGCCGCGUGCAAGCCGACGCUGUACGCGCAGGCGUUCAAGCGCGCGUGCCCGCAGGCGUACAGCUACGCGCGUGACGACGGAAACACCACCUUCACCUGCACCGGCGCCGACUACAACAUCACUUUCUGCCCCCCGCGUGACGUUAGUAAAAAAUCUUCGCCGGGCGCCGGUGGCAGCAAUACAACGAUCGACGGCCACAUGGUGUAUGAAGGCGCGGUGGAAGUGAGCUCUGCGCCGGCCACAUAUCGCCGUCGUGGCGGCAAUGUUGCGGUUGAGUUAUCUUUACUACUACUAGUAGUAAAUACUUUUCGAGUGGGCCCAUUUACGGGUUAGGCUUGGGUCGUGAUCAUACCGGCCCAUUCGCGGCUGGCCCAACGUGACGAGGUCACCCAUGGCCAACGAAAAUUCUUGAAGGAAAUUAUAGGAUGAAAAGAGAUGAAAAGUAGUUUAGUGUUGAAAGGUACGAGCAAAGCUCUUGUUUUUUUUUGACAGGAUUGUGUCAAUGUGGUUAAUGGUUAUAGUGAUUGGUAUUCAUUUGAUA